AUGCCGCAUCUGUGGGAGGGGACGCCGGCGAGGCCGAAGGGGAAAAAGCCGAUGGCGCAUCAAUCAGCGCGAGCUCCUUCCACAGGUGGGCAGGGAGGCCAACUCCACUUAGUUGCAGCUUGGCAGCCUCCUCUGCGGAGCAGCGCGCAACGACAAGUCGGCGGCGUCAAGCACCCGCCGGAGCCCGCAGGCACAGAGCGAGGCAUCGCCGCUCCCUGCUUGGCGGGGAGUGGAGCGCACGGCUGGAGCGCGAGAGGGGAGGUCCCGCGGGGGUGCGGGAGCCCGGCCUCGCGGGGCGGGGGCUUCGUGCCCUGGUCCCUUUGGCCUCAGCUCGCGGCUGAGGCGUCCCGCCGUCAAGAGCCCCGGCGGCUGGCACGCUCUGCUGUGCACCCGGCAAGGAUGCGAACCAGGCGAGGCCGGCGAUGGGCGGGGGAGGGGUGGACCUGCCCCGGCCCCCCGGGGGGCUCCGGACCUGCGGGGAGCUGGGUGCACUCCCCGCCGAGAGUUGCUAGGAAACCGCCCCACGCUACCGAGCGCCUGGCUCUGGGGGCCCGCAGGCGCGGCGGCGGCCCGGGCGGCAGCAGCAGCAACAGCUCGGAGCAGCGUGGGCGGGACAUUGUUACAGCGGAGCUUUUGACCUUAAGCGUCACCUUCCCAGUAAACGGAACAAAGAAGUUACAGACGGCAGCAAAGCGGGGAGAGAGAAGCCAAGGAGAGGAGGUGGGAGGGUAUUUCUGCCUGCUUGCAACUCAGAAAUGUAGGUGCAGGCGGGGCGCGGGUGUUAUCCGGGGCGGCUGUCCGGGAAGCAGUGCGCCCCCUCGGGUUCUGCCACUACCACGCUGA
This is a messenger RNA of Carlito syrichta (Philippine tarsier), 843 nucleotides long. RefSeq lists its product as uncharacterized. The record is from RefSeq and is a predicted model, not a curated record. Lineage: Eukaryota; Metazoa; Chordata; Mammalia; Primates; Tarsiidae. Bases 1 to 843 code for a protein of 280 amino acids. The transcript has 3 exons.